UCCACGGAAGUUACCUGACCUACUGAAUAUUUGCUGCAUGUUCCGUUUUAAUUCCGGAUUUCCGACAUUUUGCUUUUGUAGCAACGUUAAACUGCUUAUCCAUGAGCAGGGAUCAUAUACUGUCUUUAAUAGCUGAUCGUGCAUGUUGUAAAGCAACAGUAAAACAUUCAAAGAUAUCUGCAGCUGUGACAUCCCCACCCGCACGGAUCUCCCGCGUUUCACGCGCACGGCGCGGAGCGGAAGUGCGAGCGCGCGGAGACGAGGCUGUCUGGGCGAAGGUCCCGGGGCGCCGGGACGGAGGACAGGCGGGCGGCGUCUGCGGCAGUGGAUGGUCUGCUGCAAUACCAAUAAUGGGAAGGAAAGAUGCUAGUGCCUCUAAAAUUCCAAUCGAUCACUACCGGAAACAAAUUGGUAAACAAGAUUAUAAGAAAACCAAAUCAGUUUUAAAAGCAACAAGAUUGAAAGCAGAAGCAAAGAAAACAGCACCAGGAAUAAGGGAUGUGACCCUCAUCAUUGCAGCUAUAGUGAUUUUACUUGUGGCUAUCUACGGUUUCUUUUAUCUGAAACUCACCACAGAAGUUGAUCUUGAUCCAGACCUGGAUGAAAAUUAGCAAUGCAAUGGCUCUUUCAAGCAGACGUAAUCCUCUGUGAAACAUAAAUAAACAUCUGGGAUUUGCAGAUGAAUUUUGGACUACAAAGGAAAGCAUAUAUGACUUUUUGGGUUUCAUUUACCAAGAAUUACUUUUAACGAAUUCAGCAAAUUUAUCAGCCAAAUCAUGUGCUCACAGGCCUGCAUUUUAAAGUACUCAUUAACUUUUGAAAAUUCAGUUUGUUGCUUUGAGAAGCUGAGCAGUAUAUGGCAGGAAUGCCCCUGAUUCAGUCAGAGACCUGUACUGACAUAUUUUACAGUUGUCUGCAGUUGCUUUGCUGCAACGUACCUCGUCACUUCUAAGUUAGGGACAAAGAAAUAUUACUUCUUGCUGCUCAAUGUGCAUUUGUGGACAUUUAAGUAAGGAUGUGAUCAGGGUUGGUUACAAUAUCCCAUACUGACUUUUAGCUUAAAAAGGAGCCAAUGUUUGUAGAACAGGUACAAAAAUUAGCAGGGAAGGAAGGGAAAAUUUCUCUUUGAAAAAUAAUAAAUUUCAGUACUAAGACCAAGUUUGUAAAUAAGACACUUCUGUCUUAAGAUGCUCCAAACGAUAUACAAAGCUAUUAUACAGAAUCAGCCCAUGUGCAACAGCACCUUUAGCAUUUUUGAAAUGGAGAUGGGCAAGUGAAAGUAAUUAUGGCUAACAAUGAAAUCAAUAAAUAUGGUGCUAGCAACUCAGUAAUUUUGUAAGUUAGGUUUUAAAUGGGGAAGCAAUUAAUGAUUAUGGGAAUUACCUACUUCAAAUUUAUAGACAUGAAGUUAUAGUGGUAGAAUGACUAACAUAGUUGUCUCACAUAGCAUUAAUUCUAAUAGGAACAUCAGCACUAAGAUCACUUGUAAUUGUACAUAGGUUCAGGACAUGUUGAAAGAGCAGCACUACAACAGAUUUGCUAAUGGUAGCUUAUGUGAAGCAUUGUGUUUAUCUUAAAAAUAAUCUUGUCUAAUUUUUUUUUCUUCAUGACUCAAUCCUCUAAUAAGUAAAUGUAUUUUUUAAAUUUUUCAAACCUGCUGUCUGAUGGUUGAUGAAGAUAAUAUGAUAUUGAUAUUGGAGAAUGUAUUUCUUUUUAUGCUUUGGAAUAUUUACCAUCUUUAACCAUACUGUUAAUUCAAAGGCACUCUCUUAUUUGUCGAUUAAGAUAUGUGCAUUUGGUAUAUUAAGGUUUAUAAAGCUUAAUGUGCUUUGCCAAGCA
Molecule: messenger RNA, 1839 nt
Organism: Pristis pectinata (smalltooth sawfish)
Lineage: Eukaryota; Metazoa; Chordata; Chondrichthyes; Rhinopristiformes; Pristidae
Gene: triqk
Product: triple QxxK/R motif containing
Exons: 4
Coding region: 102-611 (169 amino acids)
Cellular component (GO): endoplasmic reticulum membrane
Source: RefSeq, a predicted model, not a curated record